Messenger RNA from Danio rerio (zebrafish), 515 nucleotides. NCBI's taxonomy places the organism in Eukaryota, Metazoa, Chordata, Actinopteri, Cypriniformes, Danionidae. The record is from RefSeq and is a predicted model, not a curated record.
UUUGCACUAAUAGAGCACAGCAUCAUGCAAGACUGCUCAGAUGGUUAUAAAAAACAAAGAGGAAAGUGUGUAGAUGAAGAUGAGUGUGAGCAAGAACUCAUUUGUGGAGAAAAUUCAAACUGUUACAACACUGUUGGCAGCUAUUACUGUCAGUGUCACACAGGGUUCAUACCAGAGGGUACUAAACCAACUGUUAAUUUCACACGAGCAGAUGGGAUUCAGUGCAAAGACUUCAAUGAAUGUUUGAAUACCAGCAUUAAUUGUGGUCCAAAUGCAGAAUGUGUCAAUAAUGAAGGAGGUUAUGCCUGCAUAUGUAGAACUGGCUACACUCCCAACAAUGGAAAGCAGACAUUUUUUGUAGGACAAGGAGUUCAGUGUGAUGGUAAGAAACUCAUAUUUUUGUUGGCCUUUUUUAGUACAUGAUUAAAUUCAAGUUUUUAUACUUCAUGCAGUUAGUGCACUAUGAAAUUGUGUUUGAUACUGUAGAACAAAAUUAACACAUCCAACGUGCAAAA